AUUUGAAGGACACCAUUCUUGCACAGAUCACCAUGGAUCGAGCUUUGAUCUGGCUCUCUCUUGUUGGCUUUUUCCUGGUCUCCGUUACCUCAGAACCCAAGGCAAAGCAACGAGAUGUGGACAUAUACAGCUUCCACAUAAACUCAACAGUAACCAGUCGCUAUGCUAUCACAGUCAUCACCAGUCGUGUGGCAAAUAGCCUCAGUAAAUCUCAGGAAGUUCAUUUCCAGGUGAAGAUACCCAAGAAUGCUUUCAUCAGCAAAUUCAGAAUGACCAUUGAGGGGAAGACAUAUGAUGGGAUUGUUAAACAGAAAGAGGAGGCUCAACAGCAGUACAGCCAGGCAGUGUCUCGAGGUCAAAGUGCUGGACUGGUCAGCUCUGUGGGCAGGACCCUAGAGGACUUUAAAACUUCAGUGACAGUGGCUGCACUCAGUAAGGUGACAUUUGAACUGACCUAUGAGGAACUGCUUAAGCGUCGUCUGGGCAAAUAUGAGUUACUCAUCAAUGCCCAACCAACACAGCCUGUGGCAGAUUUUAAGAUUGAUGUUUAUAUUCAUGAGAGUCCAGGCAUUUCCCUCCUGGAGGUAAAAGGAGGACUGAGUACUAAUGAGCUGACAGAUGCAGUCACAACCACACGUAGUGGCCCAGAGGCUUGGGUGAAAUUCUAUCCCACUCGUGAACAACAGAAAAAAUGUAAAGGUUGUGGAGAAAAUGGCUUAAAUGGUGACAUGAUCAUCUUAUAUGAUGUUGACCGAGAGAAAUCCAAAGGAGAACUAAGGGUAUCAAAAGGUCAUUUUGUCCAUUACUUUGCACCCACUGAUGUCCAACGGAUCCCCAAAAAUGUGGUUUUUGUCAUUGAUCGAAGUGGCUCCAUGCAUGGCCGGAAAAUGGAACAGACUCGUGUGGCAAUGCUAAGGAUCUUGGGAGAUCUCUCUGAAAAUGACCAUUUUGGCAUAAUUACUUUUGAUGGUAGAGUGAAAACCUGGAAACCAGAACUCCUCAAGGCCACACAAAGCAACGUGGAGGAUGCCAAGAAAUUUGUGAGACAGAUCACUGAUGGAGGAUCUACUGAUAUAAAUGCUGCUGUGCUGAAAGGGGUGGAGAUGAUCAACAGACACCCACAAGAGGACUCUGCCUCCAUCCUAAUCCUUCUUACAGAUGGAGAGCCCACCACAGGUGUGACCAACAUUGGUAAAAUACAGGACAAUGUGAAGAAAGCCAUUCAGGGGAAAUUCCCCUUGUACUGCCUGGGAUUUGGAUUUGAUGUAAGUUUUGAGUUUUUGAAGAAAAUGGCCAUGGAAAAUGACGGUGUGGCACGCAGGAUUUAUGAGGACUCAGAUGCUGAUCAGCAACUUCAGGGAUUCUAUGAGGAAGUGGCCACGCCACUACUGACAGAUAUACACAUAACCUAUACUGGGGCGGCAAAUGUGACACAAACCAAUUUCAGCCAGUAUUACAAUGGAUCGGAGAUUGUGGUGGCUGGACUGCUCACAGACAACAGUUUGGACCUCUUCACCAAUGAGAUCACUGCAACAUCAAUAAGCAAAAGGAUGGAAUAUCAUGACACCGUUGAUCCAACCAUUCUUAGUAACUUGACUGGGUUUGAAGAUUUCAUUGAACGACUUUGGGCCUACCUUACAGUAAAGCAGCUUUUGGAGAAGGAACUGAUGUUGAAAGGACAGGAGAAAGAAGCAGUGAGAAAAGAAGCUCUGGAUCUCUCUCUAAAAUAUAACUUUGUGACGCCAUUGACCUCUAUGGUGGUCACCAAGCCCCAAGAAGAGGACAUUCAGGUUGCCCACAAACCCAAGGAAAGAAAAGGAGAGACAAGAACAAAAACAAGUCGACGUCUCUCAGCAUCUUCAACGAGGUCCCAUAGUCCAGCCGCAACUGUACAGAUGAGGCAUAGGCCUGGCGCUGUGCUACCACAACGACCCACAACACGUUUGUCUAAAGCUCGUGGUCAUCAAAGGAGAAUCAAAGACAAAGAGUUACAGGGCUCUCUCCCACACUACAGUUGGACCCUCUCAAUCAGUGAACAUCAGGACUCUCUCCCAGACCACAACUCCAGAAUUUUUCAUCCAACACAUGCUCCACCAACAACCACUGUUCGAUAUGCAAGCCCUGUACGAUUCCUAAUUCAAGCACAGGAUCAGUCUGAACCUCUCUGCUAUGACAUUCCUGCAUCCCAGAGGCUCAGACUCCUACAGGACCCCAGCUCUGAUUUCUCUAUGAAUGGUGAGCUCAUUGAGUCUGGUGGCACUGGUUUCUCACAAAUCACCAUUUUUUACAAAACUGAUCUUCACAUGAGACUGAGUACCAGUGAGAUCAUUUUUUCUGAUGGGCAGAAUGCUGUGAAAUUCCUUUGGAAUCAGGAACCUACCAAUCAUGAGACAGACAGUGUGUCACUGAUCCUGAGGAACAAAGAAAUGGAUGUUUCCAUGGGAAACACUCGUGUUGUUAUUCUCCUUCAUGGACAAGAUGGGAAUAGUUUCCUAUGGCCUGCAGUUAGACAGCGCCCAAGUAAAACCACCUUACCAGGUCUUUUUGGAACACUUCCUGUUGCAUAUACAACAGUCACACAAUCACAUUCAACAAUACUGAAGAUUCAAGGUCAGGAAGUCCGAGUGUCCUGGAACAUGGCCACAGACUACAGUAUCCACUCGGCACCGAGAGUGGGCUGCUGGUUGGUGCCGUUUCAGGUUGCUAUGCAAGGGGAGCUAUCUGACUUCACUGUGCCCAGUCUAUAGGGGACCGUGGAAUAUUAAUCCAAAUCAUGAUACUGCUUUUUCAGCCCAUGCAUUCUGCAGUCUUGCUCUCCAAUCUUCUUCAAUCUGCAAUUUCAAUCUCCAAAGGAAAUAUGGUCAUCACAUUAAAAAAUGAACAAGUUUAUUUUCCAAAAUAAAAAGUUGUACAAGCUUGUG
Chanos chanos (milkfish) is the source of this 2921-nucleotide messenger RNA. Its product is annotated as inter-alpha-trypsin inhibitor heavy chain H3. The record is from RefSeq and is a predicted model, not a curated record. Lineage: Eukaryota; Metazoa; Chordata; Actinopteri; Gonorynchiformes; Chanidae. The coding region runs from base 33 to 2747 and encodes 904 amino acids. The transcript is spliced from 24 exons.